CGCUCGGUAGCUCUAGGGGACACGCUUGUUUUCGCUUACCUAGUCACGAAGUAAAGCAACGCUCUAGAGGACACUUACCUUGCGUCGCACUGUGCAAGCCCCGCUCCUAAAGAGGGCGCAGCAACCUUCCGUAAAAUAGCUUGCUUAUAAGCAUAGAAGGCACGAUAGGUGUCCGUCGUGCAACGCAUCCUCCUGGCCGCCGUCUUGAGUGCUUGGCCGGACCCGAGCGUGCCAAGGAGCAGAGGAGCGAAAAGGGGCCCUCCGGGCCCCCCUGGAAUUUACAGCAUGACCGCUGCUCUGAGCGCAGCAUCCAAUAUUCUCCUGGCACACGAAUGAGGCCCCACCGGACCGCGAGGGGUACAUGCGCCAGCUGUUGCGCCUGCUGCUAUAUUUAGCAGCGGGCGCUGUCAUAUUUCUGCCUUUUGGCUGGUCCUCCUACUUUGAGUCGGCACCUAGCUGCGGGUAUACACAGCAGGAAAGCUUCGUCCAUUUUGAAACAAGCCCGGAGCUAUUAAAUGAGCCUUCCUUGGGAGUCUGCGGCUGGGGCUUCGCCGAUAUUCCGCAGCUGCACUCUCGCGUGGACCGCUGCGUCUCGUGCUCCUUCACGUCGGCCGAUAAUCCAGCCUGCUCGAAUGGAGUUCUAGUUUCGCAACCGGAGUGGCAUCUUGCUAGCCAUGUGGAUUGCGAAUGGCAGGGUUGCUGGUUCGGCGGUGGGUCGUGUGUUAAUGGAACAGCGGAGACAACCGCUCUCUGUGCUGAGACCGGCUUCAUCGCCCCUCGUUGCUGCCCCUUCAAGCGAUACAUCCGCUGCUGUCGGUUGCUGGCAUGUACUCAGCGUACUAUCCCAGCGGGACAAUGCGUCGUCGGAGACAAGGACUUGCUGCCGGAGCAGAAGUUCAGCAGCCGAGUGUACGCGGUUUCGACGACGUCAUCGGACUGUUACGCAUACUCCUUUGAGACAACGCGGACUUGCAGAGCAAAUCGCACGCUGUCAGCCGGCAACUUUUAUGAAUCCUGCGAAACACAUCCAGUCGGCAGAGAUGCCGAGGGUUGCGCUAAGCUACCCGGCUACACGUUUUACCGGGGCUUGCUUGUCGCAAAUGCUUCCACCUGGAGGCUCCGUGACAACACAGAAUGGAGCCUAAUUGCGGGUGGUGCUGCUGCGGUGCAACAGGCGGCGAGUGACAUGCCGCUGAUGGCUGGUCGCUGCUCGGCCACAGCGUCUUGCGCCGCAUUCCAGAACACCGGCAACAGUACCGACCUGCUGUAUCAGCUGCCAUUAAGCAGUUACUGGGUGCAGGCGGAUUCGUCCUUAGGCUACUGUGCUGGCAUCUAUGCCAAGUCCUCACCUUCAAACAGCUGCGCGCGGAUUCACGGCUACCUGUUUGCAUCCAUGCGCACCCUGCAGCUAACCUCCAGCAGCGGCUUCACCGUGUCAGCUAGCAGCAGCCCUUGCAGCGAUUGCAGCAGCAGCGCCGCUCUAGCUGCACAGUGCGACGCCCACGUCGGCGCAAGCGGCAGCAAUGACUGCGCAGGGUUCUCCAAUUACCACGGUCUCAUCAUCGGCAGCAGCGGGCUCUUGACGGACCAAGCCAUGACCACCUUUACAACCACGCCGUGUGUCGGAAUGUACACGCGUGUUGGGCCCGUCUUCCCCCAGGAGGUGGAGGACCUGGACAAGAUGCUCUGCGGCGACCUCGUCUACUGCACCGGCCAACUCCGCUACCACGCAUCCAGCCAAUCCCAGCCCGGCACGUCGUCCACCAGUUACUACGUAGAUAUUUCUAUUGACGUCCUCACGGACCUGACCCUUCCACGCGGCCUGCUGGACGCAUCUGGCGGCGGGCUGCAGCAAAUCCCCAACGUACGCUCCCUAACGUUCCGCUGCCAGGGAGGCAGCAGCAUGCUGGGCGGCCUGCCCGUGGGCCUGGUCGCGCUCAUGCCAUUCCUGCAGGAGCUCCGAGUCAUAGGCUGCCGCGUCACAGGCACGUUGCCAUCGCAACUAUCGCAGCUGCGCUAUCUCCGGGUGCUCGACCUCAGCGACAACAGCCUCACCGGCGCGCUACCGGAAUCCUGGAGCAACAUGACGCUCGGCUACCUAAAUCUCUCGUCUAACGGCCUAACCGGCACUUUGCCCGCUGCCUGGCUUGACAUCAUUACGCAGCCAACCACGGCUCCCCCGCCACCGCCUGCACCCACCUAUUCUGCAUCCCCACCGCCCUCCCCGCCGCCAUACGCAUCUUCCUCCCUAGCUGGCCAGCUUGGCACGCAAUCGGCGCAGCUGGUUGCGGACUUGAGUAGCAACGGUCUAACGGGUGCCGUACCUCGUGAUUACGUGUACAAGAGCUGCGUGUCGAGGCAUCUACGCAUUCAGCUGCGGGGCGAGCCGAGUUCUGAGCUGCUAGCGGCGCUGGGCUCGGACGACCAGGCCACGUUCUUGCUGCAGGGCAACCCUGGGAUUGAGCUGUGGUCCGGGCGCUAUCAAUACGCGGUGGCAGACCUCGGGGGAGCGCUCGCGGGCGGCAGCAGCAACCUGUGCGGAUCCCACCAGUACAAGAUCGCGUUGGGCGUGCUGUGGGGCCUCACGGGCCUCUGCAUGUUCCUCAUCAUGGGCGUCAGCUCCUGGCGCGCAGCCCGAGCCCCGCGCCGGAACCGCGGCGGUUUCAUCAGCGACGCGGACAUAGCAGGACAGGUCGGAGCGGAGGGAGCCAACGCGGAUGGCACUGCCAAAGCCGCCGCCGCAAACCACAGCCUUGCCGCUCGCCUGUGGGGCCGGCGUUGGGUGCGGCGACUGGCGCUGCUGGUGCGGGUGGGCUACCUAGCAGCUGACGUGGCGCUGGAUGUCCGGGUAGCCGCCUGGCUCUGGAGCGACGGUGAUGGGAGCGCAGCAGCGGUGUGUCUGGCCUUCAUCCUGGUCACGCAGGCGGCUGUGUCGGCGGCACUGCUGGCGUCGGUGUGGCACCACCUGUUCUCCAGCAGGCUGCUUGUGGCGCUGCUGUCGCCGCUGCUGGUGGCGGUGGGGCCGCUGGUGGGGCCGGUGCUGGCGGUGGCCAACAUCAAGAACUCGGACGUGCCGCUGGUGUUCUGGCGGUACUUGGAGCUGGUGGAGUUUUGCGUGGCGCUGCUGCAGGCGCCCGCCGAGUCCGUCACGCAGAGCAUCGUGUACGCGCGGCAGAACCUGAUGGGCAACGGCAUGUACAUGGACCACGGCCUGUUCGUGGCGUCCAUCAUCCUGUCCAUGGGCGACAUGCUGAUUGCCCUCUUGAAGCUCUGCAGCUACAAGCGCGGUCCGUUUCGGAGAGUGCUUGUGGCGAUCACCCACUUGGACAAGGUGCGCGACCCGGUGGAUUACCGGCGACGGCUGCUCGGGCCCGUGCCCGAAAGCCCAACCACUUCCUACCUGGAGACGCCGCUCAACCCGCCUGGAGGCGCUGCCGGCCGCGGGGCAGCCUCUCUCGCAACCUCCGCCACACCCUCCCGAGAUGUUAGCGUACGGCACCUGUUGGCUGCCGGAAUGGAGUCCUCACCGCUGCCGCCGCCCUCUCCCAUGUCGGACACAGCCAGCAGCGAACAGCAGCAGCAGCAGCUUCAAGACGCGGCGUCGGAAAGCUCGGGUCUGGAGUUGCAAACCAUCAGCGGUACAGCGGUGGCGCAUACCUUCACGCCGCUUACAGCGCCCCGGUACCGGCCGUCGCUGCUGGCUACCAGCGCGAAUCGGCUGGCUGGUCCCAGCGGGCCGGUUGUUGUCGGAGGCUUUGCACCUCCCGUGCUCAGUCGGCUGGCGCCGCCGAACAGCGGCCGGACCUCAUGCGUUACCAUUCCCGCCCAUCCGCCGCUUAAACCGCUGUUGCCCAGUCUCCCGGUAACGCCCAGGACGACCGAACGCGGCGGUAGUGACGCUGGCAGCGGCUUCGGAGGUGCUACAGCAGCGGAGGAGUUGGCGGCAGGUCCGGGGCCUGGAAGCCAGUCCCUAGCCUCGGCAGGGACAGUGUCAGGAAUGCAGGCCGAGCAGCAAUCAUGUGGCGCAGCUGCCGGCCUGGCUGGAAGCUGCACUGGCGGCAUGGACCGACCCCACCGCAGCCUCCAGGAGGGCUUGCAGCCGCAACCCCCACUGGGCACCUCUGUGCGCCACUCGUUAGUGGGGUCGCUGUCUUCGGACGCGGCAGGCAUGGCCGGAACCGGCGGCGUGGGGCCACCCUCCUCCACAACAGGCAAGCCGCUGCUGACGCCGGUUGCCGACAGCCAGGGGGGCGCCUCCUCGCUCCGCCCAGUGUACAGCGCGUCAGCACGCAGCACCGCGUCUUCCGACAGCUGUAGAGCUAACGAGGCCGCGGCGACGGCGGCAGCAUCCCCGGCGCCACCGCACUCCUCGUUACCUCCUGUUGGACCAUCAGGGCCCGACGAGUCCAGGUACCUCGCAUCUGCAGCGGUAGCGGCGGAGGCGGCGCUGUCGGAAGCGGAGCCCGCUUCCUCUUCGGGCGGCCCGGGUCCUGGGGCGCUCUCGCCUGCAGGGCUUAUACCGAGUCCCAGGGGGCUCAUGGGCAGCGUCAGCGCCGGUCCGCGGCGGCAGGUUUCGCUCCGCAGUCGCAACGGGUCGCCUGCGCGGCGGCGAGAGGGGCCGUCGCUGUCAAUUGCCGUGCCGGCUAGCUCGGUGCCGGACCAGGGCAUUGAGGUCAUUCGCAUGUCUACACAAAGCAGUUUGCAUAAUAUGAGCCCCGCCUCCUCUCGAGGAGCCUCCACACCCACCGAUUGGCUGCCACGACCGCCGCAGCUGCCUCCAUCCUCCGCAUCACUACCAUCGGGUGCCGCGCUGUCCCUGCCGCAAUCGUCGUCGAUAGCAACUCGGCGACGACAACAGCAGAGGCAGCAAGAGCAGAGCCCGCAGCAGCCGCCUGAGGGGUGAAGACGAGAAGAGAGAGAUUAAACUAGGAGCUCUGGGUGCCGAGGCCCGGUAAUUCAUGUGCUUAAGCAGCGGAGGUCAGCUGCCAUUGCCACAAAAGCCGCAUCGCAGCGACCCAUGACGUUCAUGGUGGUGCGUGCAACCCUUACGGCAACGGAUGUGCAUCGUGAUGCGCCGUUUGUUAUAGCCCCACGCCGGCGGCAGUGGCAGCGCACGAUAUGGAUCUGGUGCGACUAGCGUACGAUAUGUAUGUGAAUUGGGGUAAUUAUUCGGGGUAUGGGGCCAGAAGGACUAGUAAAAACUGAGGCGGGGCAUGCUGACCGUUAGUUCGGGCGGACCGCGCCGUUUUGCGUUCGUAAACCAUCUUCAUUGCGUCCUUGACAUGGGCGUCAUCCGUUUGCGCAUUGUACAUGCCUCGGCGCGGAUCCGUUCGUUGGCUUCAUCCCCUGCGUGAAUGGAAGAAUAACGCACACUAAAGUUGUAGUCCCGCUGUUUUGCUGAGACGCGUGCUCAUAAGCGUGCGAUGGCGGACCAAGAGGUUGUAGCAGUGUUUGGUCGUUGGUUAUGGUUGAAGCAUGCAUGCAGCGCACGACAGGGCAGCCUUGUACUCUCGUUGUUGUUACAGCGCGUCGCGGUGCGGUGCAUCGCGAGGCUCACCGGCUUGGGACCAAGAGCGACGUAGCAUUGUAUGGUUGCGUAGGUUGGGUUGAUCACACAGUUGUGAGGAUUGGUUGCGUUGAGCUUUUGCCAAGUUGUGCCUUGCGCGUGUGACGCUGCCUGCUCGCCUCGCUGCCGUGUUUGUGCGGGUUCCUUUGCUAGUGUUGCUGACAGUGAUACAACACAGGGGGUCGAGGAUUGAUGUGAGCCAAAGCGCCGGUGCAGCCCACUGUUUGAGAUCGUUCUCGGGGGACCACCAACUUUAUAGUGAUGUUACAACUAGAUGUGAUGACACUCUGUUGGCAUGUCGCUUGAGCCGCGCGCUUGUCCCCGUGCGUGUGCUUGUGGACUGCUUGCGCUUGUGCGUGCGUGGGCCUGCCUGCCGUGUCGUGCGUGCGUUUGUGUCCCUCACAACUAGGGUUUAAUUCGUCCGUCCGUGUUCGUCCAUGCAAUAGUUUGCCUCGUCUGCGUCCCGUGUCCUAGACGCUAACAAUGGGGGAGGAUGUACGACGAUCGGGUAGCAUACGCGAGCGUGUGCGCGCAUUAGCUGCCCUAAUGGCGCAUUCCGGCUUCAGGCUGAUGCUGUAUCCAGGCUGCUGACGGGGUGGCCUGCCGUGAUCGUUUCUCUCUUUUGGUGUCUGGUGUUGUGUACACACGGGCGCGCUUAGGUGGUGCGUGCGGCCUGACAUUAAUGCGUGUGUGCGUGUGUACGGUGAGUGUUCGACAGUUGUGCAUGUGCUCCUGGUAAAGCAGGACGGUUGGGACGCCCCCGGCAUACCGUGCAGGGCUCUAGCAGGUUGGGGGAUAGGGUGGUUGUUGAUGAGUAUGCAGGCUUGCAAACAGAGGAGGCCCUGGGGACGACGUGCGUUUACCGUAGUACCUUGCUUGUACCUACCGACUACUUGGGCUUUUGCUGGGCUGUGCUACGCAACCGCCGGGUCGGUUGCCGGACACGUGUGUGGAGAUGUGUGCGGCAUGUGUGCCUGCGCAAGGCAUGACCUGGUACAGAGAUCGUGUAUAUGUCACACUCGCGAUUGACAUACAUGAAUGGUGGUAAAUGACGUACGGUAUACGUGUAGGGAGGUGGGCGGCGACGAACCUGCAAAGUGGGCCAGCUGCCCGGCUGUGGCGCCCGUGCGGGCGGCAGCUUUUGAGGUUCUCGUCGCCAGGUCGCCAGAGAUCGGGGAGAGUGUAGGAGCACACCAUCCAUCCAUGCAAGACGCCUCCGGCCUUGACUGCAGCUGUACCCCAGGGCGGCUGUGUUGUAGAGCAGCCGCCCGUUACUUCAUGUGUUUCUUCAUUCGUCCUCAUAGUGACUCUUUUGUGUAGAUGAUGUUAAUAAACUCCUAGACCCAUGUCGGUGGCCGCCUUUGGGGAUGGGGCGGUAGAGCGUGGCCUAAGCCUAGGCGAUGUACGGGAGUGGCGGUUACUAACCGUGUGCUCCACAUGUAAUUCUCAGAGUAUUAA
Molecule: messenger RNA, 7024 nt
Organism: Astrephomene gubernaculifera
Lineage: Eukaryota; Viridiplantae; Chlorophyta; Chlorophyceae; Chlamydomonadales; Astrephomenaceae
Source: the annotation of a GenBank genome assembly